AUGAUUCACGACAUUCUGUUCACGCUGUUCUCUUCAAACACCGAAUUGCCGAUCGAAAAUUUUACUAUUCCGGAGGUGGCAUCCACUUUUCUGCACCCGGGUGAAAUUCAUAUCCUCGAAGAGCUUAUUCGCAUUGCAAAUCAGUACAAGGAGAUAAAAAAGUUUGCCCAACAGUAUGGCACACUUACGGCCGGAUUACUCAAACCGAAACAACAAAAACCGACAGAAGAACCACUACCCCAAGGACUUUACUUGCAAGCGUUCGUUGAUGGAUUGGAGCUGGUCGUGAAACCAUACCGUGAUCUUGUGGUAGAGUUGGAAGCCAAGUAUCUGAAGCGUCCAAACCUAUCGCUGAUGUUUAUCUUUCAUCAAGUGAGUCAGUAUCGAUCGUUAUUCGGUUUUCUGCUUCAGUUGAUCAGUGGCGUAGUGACACAAAGAAUCCAUGGUUGUGCGUUACUGCCCUACCUUCAACAGCAUUGCCUGCAUGGCAACGAUGCAAACUAUCAGGCAGUUAAGACCAUACAAAAAUCGGUGUACGUCAUUUUUUUGAAGCAGUUAUACGGUUGGCUGAUGCACGGCAAAUUCGUCGAUCAUUAUGGCGAAUUUUUCAUUCAACAGGUAGAAAGUAUCCCAACAACUUCCAUGCUUACUGGUGGAGUGAAUUCGCAGCAACCAAUGCACACGUCCGUUAAUACGUCGGACAGUGCGAGCAUUAAUUCCGAAUUGUGGCGGUAUGAAAUACGACGUGAAAUGCUUCCAUAUUACUUUCCCGCAAGCUGGGCCGAAAAGGUACUGUUUGUAGGGCAAACCGUGCUAAUGUGUCAUUUCGAUCCAAGGCAGCAAGUGGUCGAUCGUACAGUGUCGAACAGUGAAUCAAAGGGAAGAAAGGGAACCGCAUUGGCAGGUGCCGUCGGGAAAGAUAACCUGUGGGGCGAACACGAACAAGAGCUGUUUCGAAAGUUUCAUCAACUACAAAACGAGGAGAAUCUUAACGUGACCAAGUUUGAGCAUUUGGUGGACGAAAUUAAGGAACAAGUUACGAAGCAUAUGUCCAUGAUAGUCAUCGAGAAAGCGGACCUGGAACGUCAGCUACGAUUAAUGAAGGAUUUCUUCCUGCUCGGUCGGGGAGAAUUGUUUUCCGAAUUUCUCACGCAAACGCAAUCACUAAAACUACUCAUUGGGAAGGAAAUUAACGAUGGUACUACUCGCGAUUUAAACCGAGCGCUAAAGCUGGCCGCAAACAGCAUCAACGUCGGCGAAGACAUUGAACAAUUUUCGUUCGAGCUUCCCGGUAAGGAUGAGGUCGAGGAUAGCUUCUGUUAUGAGACAAAAAGUGCCGUCGGACACAUUAUACUCAAGUACAAAGUCAAAUGGCCACUCCAUCUACUCUUUUCACCGCGCACCUUGAAUCGAUACAAUGAAAUGUUUCGGUUUUUGCUACGUAUAAAGAAAAUACAGCACGAUUUGCUGCAGAUUUGGUCAUAUCAACGGGAAAGACGCAUCAAGCACAACUCGGAAGUGGUACAGCUGCGUAAUAAGCUCAUGUUUUUGAUCAACAAUUUGCAGUACUAUCUUCAGGUGGACGUGCUAGAAAGUCAGUUUGCCAUUUUGAUGGCAGCGAUCGCAAAUUCUGCUAAACAGGCGGACUUUGAACGUAUUCAACGGGCGCACACUAUUUUUCAAGCAAACGUACUCAGCUUGUGCUUUUUGCUGACCAGUUCAACCAAUGGCGAACCUUCUUCCCUCGGCACGACAACCACCAUAGCGGGAAUAAUACAAGUGCAGGAAAACCCGGUGCUAACGAUUCUUGACAGUAUUCUGUCGAUUGUCGAUCGAUUCUGCACGUUCUGUAUGCUCUGCAAAGAUCCGAUGACGAAGGUAGAACGGCAGGAGUUUGUGACAUACGAACAGGGAUUCAUGAACCAUGUGGAUUCGUUGUUGAGGCUUCUUAUUGGACUCAAGGCGGGACCAAGCAGCGCACCGCUGUCGCAGCUAUUGCUUCGAUUGGAUUUCAAUCACUGGUUCAGCACCAAUACUCAAACAUAA
Anopheles marshallii is the source of this 2046-nucleotide messenger RNA. RefSeq names its product gamma-tubulin complex component 4 homolog (gene Grip75). Gene Ontology annotation, molecular function: gamma-tubulin binding; microtubule minus-end binding. Gene Ontology annotation, biological process: mitotic cell cycle; meiotic cell cycle; cytoplasmic microtubule organization. The transcript has 4 exons. Lineage: Eukaryota; Metazoa; Arthropoda; Insecta; Diptera; Culicidae. The record is from RefSeq and is a predicted model, not a curated record. Gene Ontology annotation, cellular component: equatorial microtubule organizing center; centrosome; spindle pole. The coding region runs from base 1 to 2046 and encodes 681 amino acids.